Molecule: messenger RNA, 1341 nt
Organism: Cercospora beticola
Lineage: Eukaryota; Fungi; Ascomycota; Dothideomycetes; Mycosphaerellales; Mycosphaerellaceae
Molecular function (GO): oxidoreductase activity, acting on the CH-OH group of donors, NAD or NADP as acceptor; NAD binding
Source: RefSeq, a predicted model, not a curated record
AAGUAAUCACAGUGAGCACUUCGAUUCAAGUUCAACAAAAUGACUUCCGAGCAACCCAAUGGCACAACAGAAUGGCUUCGCCAGGACCCCCCGAAACUUCCGCCAGGAUACGACAAGCAUCAUAUCGUCUUCCUGGAAGCAGUGCACGUGCCAUUGGCUGAGUUGCCCUUCGAGUUCACGAUUGACAAGUACCUCAAGACCGAACCAAGUCAAAUCGCAGAAAGGAUCAAGCCAGCCACAAUAGUAAUCUCCAAUGUUAUCAAUGUCAAGCCUUUGGACAUGGACAAUGCGCCCAACUUGCAACUUCUGGCGGUCAUGGCUACCGGAAUGGGCUGGGUAGACAAGGGGUAUUGUGCCAGACGAGGCAUCUCCGUGGUUAAUGCUCCAAGUGCCAAUAUCGAUGCUGUCUCUGAACACUUUCUCGCACUUUAUCUGGCUACUCGCAAGCGAAUAGGAGUCUUUGACCAGCACGUGAAAACUUCUGACGAAUGGCAACGAACCAACUCUUUAGUUAAAACGGUCUUUCCUGAUGGUUUACCUCUGGGAGCGAGCCAAGAAACGCUCGGAAUCAUGGGCUAUGGAGCGUUAGGGAAGAACAUUCAGCGGCUUGCUCAGGCGAUCGGCUUCAAAGAGAUUCUCAUUGCUGAGCGUAGAGGCACUUCACAAGUCAGAGAAGGUCGGACUCCCUUCGAAGAGGUCAUCAAGCGAAGCUCGACAAUUGUGUUGGUAUUGCCCCGUGAGCCAGACACUGUCAAUCUUAUUGAUGAAGCAGAACUGAAAGCGAUGCGGAAAGAAGCCAUUGUGAUCAACAUCGCGCGAGGAGGCAUCGUAAAUGAGGCAGCUCUUGCCAAAGCUUUGAGGGAAGGAUGGAUUUUUGGAGCUGCGGCCGAUGUCCUCGACACUGAACCUGGAGGACCGGGUUCCACUCCAUUAUUGCCGGACUUGAGCAAAGGUGAGGAGCCUGUACCGAACCUGCUCAUCACUCCGCACACCGCUUGGGUCGCACAGCCUACACUAAGCAAUCUGCGGGCAAUCAAUCGUGAUGGAAUGACUGCAUAUGUGGAAGGCAGGAUGUACGAUCCCAAGAGUAAGCACAUGGUUGCAGUGCACGAUGGCAAGAUUUGGAAGUGAAGAAUUGCGGCUUCUGUGCCAUUUUGAGAAUCGCGGCUUCGCCCUUGCCCAAGAUCGCACCUGACCAAGUAGCCUCACGUCACUCAAGCUUCGGCAGUGGCGUGUAAGGUAGGGAAGGACCAAAGCGCGAAUUGCUGUCAAAUGGAGAAUAGGCCGUACUUUGAGCACAGCACGAAGAUCCAAAACAACAAUCGUACAGCAUAACAUCUU